Nerophis lumbriciformis (worm pipefish) is the source of this 624-nucleotide messenger RNA. Lineage: Eukaryota; Metazoa; Chordata; Actinopteri; Syngnathiformes; Syngnathidae. The record is from RefSeq and is a predicted model, not a curated record.
AUGUCAGACUCAGUGAAGAACGUGGUCAUUUUUGGGGCGACGGGAAUGACCGGUCUGGCCACCCUGCCUCUUGCAGCGGCUGCAGAUUACAACGUCACAGUGCUGGUGCGAGACCCCGCCAGGCUUCCGGCGGACCACAAGGCAUCCAGAGUGGUGGUGGGGGACGUGCUCAACAAGGAUGAUGUGAAGAAAGCCUUAGAAGGGCAGGACGCCGCCAUUAUCAUCUUGGGAACAAGGAAUGAUCUCAGUCCAACUACAGUGAUGUCUGAAGGUACAAAAAACAUCGUGGAGGCCAUGAAAGCCCGCGGCAUCCGCAAAGUGGUUGGAUGCAUGUCAGCCUUCCUGUUGUGGGAUCGCUCCAAAGUGCCGCCUCGCCUGCUGGCAGUCACCGAGGACCACGACAGGAUGUACGCUGUCCUCAAGUCAUCUGACCUAGACUACGUGGCCGUCAUGCCGCCUCACAUUGGAAAUGAUCUUCCCCUGACGGAGAGCUACUUAGCGACGGAGAAUGCGUUGAGGGGACGAGCCAUUUCCAAACAUGACCUGGGACAUUUCAUGGUCAAGUGUCUCUCCAACAGCGAGUGGGAUGGCAAGACGGUGGGCGUGUGGGGCGAAUACAAAUAA